AAACGGAUCCACUGGAAAUUGCUCGCAAGGAGCUAAAACAUCGACGUAUUCCAAUCAUUGUUCGACGAUACCUACCAGAUGGCUCAUUUGAAGAUUGGUCCGUCGAUCAGCUGCAUGUGACCGACUGGUGA
Molecule: messenger RNA, 131 nt
Organism: Ostertagia ostertagi
Lineage: Eukaryota; Metazoa; Nematoda; Chromadorea; Rhabditida; Trichostrongylidae
Source: the annotation of a GenBank genome assembly